UGCAUGGAAAUUGAAAUAAACUGUACCACCAUCCCCAUCCCUUAGCUUGUUAAUUGGUCUUUAAUAGUCUUGAAUUAAAAAAUCCUGCUUUACACAUCAAAACAUAUAUAGAAAUAUGAAUAUGUGAAAUGAACCUUCUUUCAACAAGUAAUAAUUGCUGCAAAUUAGAUGAAUAUUUAAUGAAAUGUCAUUAAUUGAUAGCACACUGAUUUCAAAAGAGGGAUUGAGUUGUUCCAGCUACUCCAUUGGAUCCAUACACAAUCUUCUUCGUCGCACCAGCAAUGGAAUUGGAUUGUAUUCAUCAGUGAUUAUCAGCAUCAUGUGAGAAUCUGUGGGCAGACUCGCCUUGGAAGAGAAUGUGACGAAGGUGAACAAAACAUGGGUUGUGCUUUGCGUUUGAUAUUUCUGCUGCUCCUUUGGCUGCAUGUGAGCCUGGGGUACAUAUUGAGGCUGCCUUGCAAGACGUAUGGAAACUUCAGCGUUGAAAAAUCAGGUUUUAGGCUUGAUGGACAUGUGUUAGUAUCAUUGGAAGUAUCGACUGUCGAAUUAUGCGAACAGCAUUGCUUGUAUCAUCAAAGCUGCAGCUCAAUUAACUGGAAGACACCAGCAUCUGGGUCUGCUAAUUGCCAGAUCAAUGAGAAAUCGACAGAAAACUUGUAUGAAAACGUAAAGUUAUCUCCUUCAUCUGAAUGGACCUACAAAACAACAGAUUAUAGAAACACCAACGUGGGUGAAUUGUGUCGAGGCAGGAAUCCUUGCCCUAUCGGACACAGGUGUACAGAUUCCUGCAGCUGUCCAGGAUUCCAAUGCCAAAACGUAACAACAGAAGCAAGAAGUUGCAAGGAUCUUUACGACCUUGGCUUCAGAAAAAGUACGAGAUAUGACAUCUAUCGACCAGAAAUUGGAAUUUUCCCAGUCAGAUGCGACAUGGCAACCGACGGAGGAGGUUGGAUUGUGUUCCAGCGUCGUGUUGAUAACAGUGUGGAUUUUUUUCGAGACUGGGAUGCCUACAAGCAAGGCUUUGGGGAUAUGGACGGAAAUUUCUGGUUGGGGCUUGAAAAACUGCACAAGCUAGCGGCUCUAGGAAAGGGGGCGAUUCUUCGUAUUGAUUUAAAACACAUGGAAUUCGAAGACAAGAAAUAUGCUAAGUACAGCUUGUUUGAGAUUUCAGGAGAAGUGGAUGGGUAUCGUCUAAAGGUUGGCGGUUACUCUGGAGAUGCUGGAGAUUCACUGGCAAGACAAAACAAUAUGAAAUUUUCGACAAAGGACAAGGAUCAAGAUACAUAUAGAUACAACUGUGCAGAAUCAUUUAAAGGGGCUUGGUGGUACGCUGCAUGCCAUGACUCAAAUCUGAACGCCCUUCAUCCUUCCUCUGGUAGUGAUGGGGGACUCGCAAAAUACAUGUCUUGGAAAGCGAUUAAAAACGAAUAUGGUAAAGUGACAUUCUCUGAGAUGAAAGUGAUGUUUUCGUAAAAGGGUUACCGUGAACUGAGACAGUAAAACUUACACUAUCAACAUUUACUAUUUUGACAUUCUAAUUAGCUAUUCACAAUAUGUUCUUUUAAAAAUUCUUCCUUUUUGGUGUUAUGACCGUUGGAUUAAGGAUACAUUUCUGCCAGUUGUGUUAGCUUUAUCAUAAUCGUUAUUUAAGGUUAACACCUGUUUUCUUGUAAAGAGCUUUGUGUGUACACUGUUCUUUGGAUGCACCAAUUGAUAAAACAUAUCAUUUGGUGUAACAAAUUAAUUUCAGUGGAAACAGUGACAUUCAUGCUUUGAGCUAACUAUGACACUAGUUUCCUCGAUAUACCGAAAAUAGACCACUGGUUUUUGGAUUUGGUCAAAUAAUCUGUUUUCGUGAAAGCCGAUGCAGAUGUUGGCUAGUGCCGCACCUAAAGGUCUACCCAUUGUAACACCAUCUAGCUGUCGGUACUCUUAGUUAUUCAAACUGAAAUCAACACCUUUUUGCGCUUGUCAUUAGUUCUCUAAAAAUAUCCUCAGGAAUUAGGUGGGAUUCCUAUCAACCGAAGGUGUUUUUCUUCCUCUCGCAUUAAUUUCGAUCCACACCAGGAUAGAAAUUUUCAGCUUACUUUCGGUCAUUAUCUGACGUUUAGGAUCUGAAGGGUUUCGGACGAAUAGUACUUAAUACUGCUAUGUUUCCGCCAUUCCUUGCCAUCGACAGGUUGCCAGAAACAAGAAUUCUCGAUUCUGGAAUACCAAACCGAUUUUUGUGUUCCGUAUCUACGAGAAACGUGUGGAGAAAAAUGCUAUUCUUUUAGGAGAGGCGAAAUAAUGGAAUGCCUUUGCCCUAAAAUCAAAAUUAACAAAAAACUUCAAACAAUUUAAAUCCCGUCCUGAAAACUCAGGAACAUGAAGGAACCUAUUUUAUCCCUACAGGUCGUUCAAAUGAUUUUGGAUUACUUUUACUUUGUUACUAAAACUAAUUGUGUAAUUCGAUUUCAACUUUUAAGGCUUUUCCCUUUUCUUUGUGAAGGCUUAUUUGGAAAACAAUUUAUAAAGGCUUUGUAAAUAUCUUUUUCCCCAAUUUACUCUUCUCCCUUUUCCAAAAGUCGUUGUUCCCCUUUUAAAAGCUUUCAAUGUUUUAGCGGUUUUUAAAUUUUUUGGUAAUGAGCCCAAUUUUUUCUUACACAUAUACCUAGCAAUGUCUUUUCGUGUAUGAUAGCUUUUAACUUGGGUGAUUUAAAGGUACUCAUUGACCUAAGAGUGUAUUAGUGAGAAUUCACCUCGAAAACUUUUGUUAUAAAAGCAGGGCUCAGAUUGAUUUUGGUUCAACGGUAGGUUUUUCUGAUGAAUGGUAAAGGAGUUAUUUUGCUCACAAUUCUUUAUAGUCCGGCUCAAAAUUCUAGCCUAAUUCGCAAUGUUCUUUCAUGGAUCUUAUUUAUUUUACUUUCAUUUGAAUAUUUAUCAUGAAAGAUCAAAAUCACUGGUUUGUAGCUGAACUGAGAUAUCAUGAGAGAUUGCUUCAUAAUAAUAGUGGAAAUCAUUGUGUAAACAAACUGAAAAAGCAGUUUGUCAUAAAACCAGCUUAUGCCUAAAGCUAGUGCAAAAAAAUUCAAACAUAGGCAUUUUGUGUUGCCAAAUCACUUCACUCAAACCUAUGUAGACAGAAUGAAAUUGAAUGUAGUAAUAAGUGGUAUGCGCACCAGCAAAGCAGUACUAUAGAGAAGAGACGAAAAAGAUCAAGGUUUUAUAGGAAUUCAAUAUCCAGACGGACAACACAAUUCAAGCAAAAAGACCUGAUUUAGUUGUUGUCAACAAGGUUAAAAAGAAAUGUAACAUAAUAGAUUUAGCAGUCCCUGGAUACGAAAGGGUAACAGCAAAAGAGACAGAGAUGAUGGAGAAAUAUGAUGAGUUGCGAAGAGAGCUUGAAGAGAUGCCUGAUGUCGCAGGCUUUGACUUGAUCUCAAUACUGCAAACAAAACCCAAUCAACUUAGAAGAACAGGACUGUGAAAAUCAGCAAAUAACAAUAAUAAUGAUAAUAGUAACAAUGAAUCAUGACAAAUGUCUCCACAGAGUGGCUCUUUACCUGGUCGCUAAAUACUAUAGAAUGUAAAAGUUGCUAAUAUAAUAUUUCUAAGAAGGUACAAGAAACAAUGUUCCAAUAAUCCAAAAAGUAAAGAUUAAAAUAACUUAAAUCUGGCUAAAGGGGAUUUAGAAUCUAAAAAGUAAGAAUUAAAUAAUUUAGCUUAGACUAAAAAUAGAUUAAGAUCUGAGAAGUAAGAAUUUUGAUAGGUUAAAUUGGCUAAAAGUAAAUUAGAAUUAAAAGUUAAGUUCUUCUCUGAAUGAAUCAAACUAACAGCCUCUUGUUAUACUUCAGCCUGAAAAUAUUCUUUUGAUUUUGAUGAGAAUUCGGCUUUUGCUUUUGAACUUUUAAUCGCUUUUGCCAUCUUCUUGAAAAUAUCAGCUUCACUGUUCCAAAAAAUUCUAGAAUUGGUUGAAAUUGCAAUCUGUGGUGCAGACGUUUAUGAAUAUGCUAAACAGAAGAGACCCAAAAAUUCAUCCUUGUGGCACUUUCACCCGUUUAUUUCCAAGGAGAACAGUAGCUAUAAAUUUAAAGUAGGACAUCGCUGUUGGAUCUAGAGGCAUGUUACUUUGCAAUCAAUAAUUCAUGAUCAAUACAAUCGAAAGCUUUCAAUGGAUAAACCAACAGAGCACCGGCAUAUCUUCAAUGGUAUCCUACAGCUAACUACAAACCGCAUAAGAUCACAUUGGGUACUAGACCAUACUUUGCUCAUACCUCUAGAUUGAAUGAUCGAGCAAAAUAUUUUCGAAAUACAGGCCUUUAACCAGUCUGAACGUCCAACUAAAUUCUUCCCAACAGGCUACAUGUCCAACCAAACAAUUUCGUUAAGAAUUUCCUCAGGUCUUCGGGACCGUGAAUUCAAAUGACUAAUUAAUAUUG
Molecule: messenger RNA, 4421 nt
Organism: Rhopilema esculentum
Lineage: Eukaryota; Metazoa; Cnidaria; Scyphozoa; Rhizostomeae; Rhizostomatidae
Source: RefSeq, a predicted model, not a curated record